This is a messenger RNA of Serpula lacrymans var. lacrymans S7.9, 439 nucleotides long. RefSeq lists its product as uncharacterized. The transcript is spliced from 4 exons. Gene Ontology annotation, molecular function: protein kinase activity; ATP binding. NCBI's taxonomy places the organism in Eukaryota, Fungi, Basidiomycota, Agaricomycetes, Boletales, Serpulaceae. The record is from RefSeq and is a predicted model, not a curated record. The annotation marks the transcript as partial. Gene Ontology annotation, biological process: protein phosphorylation.
AGGCAAUUGAUAUUGAAAACAAAGUGCUGUAAGCUCCAGACGGCUGCGGGGCCGUACCAAUUCUUAGAAGGCAUUUUUCAUGGAAUGAUGGGUCACUAUAAUAUGUAUGGGGAUGGAUGGCUGCACCGCGAUAUCAGCGAUGGUAACGUUCUAUUGUUACCAGAGCCCGAAAUACGAAAGCCUCUGACACGGUUCGAAUGCACCAAGAACUUGACAAAAUGUGUGGGCGUGAUCUCUGACGGCGACCAGGCAAUCAGAUGGCGAGAGCUAGAUCGCAAGCUUGAGAAACGUCGUUCGGGAACACUCCCUUUCAUUUCUAUGCGCUUGCUGAACGCGUGGAAUAAAAAUCAACCCGUGCUUCAUACAUUUGCGGAUGACUUGGAAUCUUUCUUCUGGGUCAUAUUAUGCGUGUUGUUGAACAUUGGCCACGAACGUAAAA